Messenger RNA from Aspergillus ibericus CBS 121593, 2089 nucleotides. RefSeq names its product Zn(II)2Cys6 transcription factor. The record is from RefSeq and is a predicted model, not a curated record. Gene Ontology annotation, molecular function: transcription cis-regulatory region binding; DNA-binding transcription factor activity, RNA polymerase II-specific; zinc ion binding. Gene Ontology annotation, cellular component: nucleus. NCBI's taxonomy places the organism in Eukaryota, Fungi, Ascomycota, Eurotiomycetes, Eurotiales, Aspergillaceae. Gene Ontology annotation, biological process: positive regulation of transcription by RNA polymerase II. The transcript has 4 exons. Bases 111 to 2069 code for a protein of 652 amino acids.
AUUUCAGGCCUCGUAGCGACCUGUCAUCCCCCGACUAACGAUUUCCCUGCCCUUCAUUCCGCUUCUGCAAAGGUACAGGGUUGCCGGCCCUCCCGAUGAUGUGAGGGAGCAUGGCGGAUGUUACGCAGGCGACCUCGCGUGGCGUUCGGAAACCUCGCAAAUCCCGCGGGCGUGGACUGCGGGCUACCACUGGCUGCCUGAUUUGCAAGCGUCGUCACGUCAAAUGUGAUGAGGCUCGCCCGCAAUGCGGUCCUUGCGCCAAAGGCCAACGCGCUUGUGUCUAUGGGACGGAUCAUCCUUCUGCAACCCCUAGCGCAGGGGGUGGUGGUACACCCAUCGCGGCGCACUCUUCCCCUCUAUCACAGCCAACCACACAGGUCCAACUACACGAGCCCUUGCGAGUGUUGGUUGAUGCCUGCCAACAAGGAUAUCCAGGACCCGAAGAUGGCCCUUCAGCUCAUAGAGCAUCUGUCACGGCAUCUCCAGGCGUUCGGAACAGCCAAACACUGACUCCCGACUUUGGUGCGGACCACAAUAACCGCUUAUCCUCUACCACUCCGGUCAACGAAUUUGCCCUUUCCCCAGCUACAGACUCUUCAGUGUCGACCAGACUUGCUCCGCUAAGCUGGUUUGAGCUUUUGGCUAAUGAUGCAGUGAACGCGGAUCGGAACUUUCUCUUGUCGCCCCCAAAGCAAGAUGCGAAUUCAGCACGUCGGAUGCUAACCCCCCACCAAUUAAAUUCGAACCUGCAGCCACACUCUGUCAGAGAGUGUGAGAGCUUCCAAGCAGCCGCUUUCGAACGCGAUCCUGAAAUUGAAACUCGAAUAACGCCGGCGGCCGAUGGCCAGCCAAAGCUCCUUCCCGACGAUCCAUCAUCUUGGUCCACCCCUACUCCAAUAGAGCUCUCAGGACAAGAGUACGAAUUAUUCCAACAUUUCGUGAAGAAUAUGAGUGGUUGGUAUGACUUCUUUGACCCGACCCGGCAGAUAUCGACCACGGUCCCGCAAUUAGCAAUGAGGAAUACAGGUGUGAUGAAGGCGCUCCUGGCUCUGUCGGCGCGCCAUCUUUCAAUUUGGCAUACUUACAAGGGACAGGGGCAUGACGCUGAUGCCAUCCAACACAGUGGUUAUUGGAGAAAGGUGGUGGACUUUCCGGACGUUGAUCGCAACAGUGCGGUGCAGUACUACUAUGAGACACUGCAAUACCUAAACAAGGCUAUGCAGUAUCCUAGCUAUGCAUCCAGCCACGAGAUCAUAUCCACGUCUUUGUUGAUUAGCACGUAUGAAAUGGUCGAUGGAUCGAAUCGAGACUGGGAGCGGCAUCUCAAAGGUGUUUUCUGGAUCCAGAGAUAUCAAGACAAUGAUGGGGAAUGUGGAGGACUACGUCAGGCAAUUUGGUGGGCGUGGCUACGGCAGGAUGUAUGGGUGGCCAUGCGAGAACGUCGUCGAGUCUUCAGCUUUUGGAGACCGAAACGCCACAUCUCCACCCUGGAGCCGUCAGAGCUGGCAGGCUUCGCCUCAUACCUGCUUGCACAAUGCGUCAACUAUGCUUCCCGCGAAGAGGCAGCAUCUAAAGAUAUACAGAGUCGCCUGGAGAGAGGCAACGAGCUAUUGUACAUGCUGCAGGAAUGGCAGGACUAUCUGCCACCGGAGUUCAGGCCCCUCCCCACUCCACAGCAUACAGAUGUGUUUCCUCCCAUCUGGGUACAUCCUGCUCCGUAUGCGGCAGCUUUGCAAAUACACAGCUUAGCUAGAAUCUUGGUGAUAUCGCAUCGCCCGUCCGUUGGCGGGUUCCAAGACUACCGGGCUGCUCAAAGCCUGCUUACCGCAUCCGUGAACACAAUUUGUGGCAUUGCCCGAACCGUAAGUGAGGAUGAUAUAGCUGCAAGCUUGAUGUCUCUGUAUUGUAUAUUUGGGGCCGGAAUGAGCGUUCACGCCCCUCAUGAGCGAGCUGCAUUGCUCGACCUCCUUGAUAAUUUUGAGCGGCGGGUCUGUUGGCCUCGAGUCUCGUUGCGGAAUGACCUCGAAUUGGAAUACCAGAAGGACGGGCUUUCUGGAUUCACCAUGUAGAGUAGGGGUCAUUCUCGGGA